Ictidomys tridecemlineatus (thirteen-lined ground squirrel) is the source of this 3679-nucleotide messenger RNA. The record is from RefSeq and is a predicted model, not a curated record. NCBI's taxonomy places the organism in Eukaryota, Metazoa, Chordata, Mammalia, Rodentia, Sciuridae.
CUCACGGCUCCUCUCUCCCGCAGACGUUCAUCUUCACCGACGGAGACGACCCCGAGCUCCAGCUGCUGGGAGCAGGCGGCCGCGUCGUCAACACCAACUGCUCGGCCCUGCGAACCCGCCAGGCGCUCUGCUGCAAGAUGUCCGUGGAGUACGACAAGUUCAUCGAGUCAGGUCGCAAGUGGUUCUGCCACGUGGAUGAUGACAACUACGUGAACCCCGAGGGCUUGCUGCAUUUGCUGUCCGCCUUCUCUCCCAGCCAGGACGUCUACCUGGGCAGGCCCAGCCUGGACCACCCCAUCGAGGCCACCGAGAGGGUUCCUGGAGGCGGCACUGUGACCACAGGCAAGUUCUGGUUUGCCACUGGUGGGGCCGGGUUUUGCCUGAGCAGGGGCCUUGCUCUCAAGAUGAGCCCGUGGGCCAGCUUGGGCAGCUUCAUGAGCACUGCUGAGCGGGUGCGGCUGCCGGAUGACUGCACCGUGGGCUAUAUCGUGGAGGGGCUGCUGGGUGCUCGCCUGCUGCACAGCUCCCUCUUCCACUCCCACCUGGAGAACCUGCAGAGGCUGCCUCCCGAGGCCGUGCUCCAGCAGGUCACCCUAAGCUAUGGGGGUCCCGAGAACCCACACAACGUGGUGAAUGUGGCUGGAGGCUUCAGUCUGCAGCAAGACCCCACACGGUUUAAGUCUGUGCACUGUCUGCUGUACCCAGACACGGACUGGUGUCCCAUGCAGAGGAGGGGUGACCUCAGCUCUCGGUGACUGAGGACUCCUGGUGGCCACCCCCAGGGGGGCCUGGUUGGCUUCCUCUUGCCACCAGUACAGGUGCUGGGCAGAUGCUCUGCCGGCCUCCCGCAACCUCUCCGCAGUCUCAGGGGCCAGGUGCUCGGGUGAGCGAGGACCACCAAGUCCCGUGCUCUGGCUGCCCAGGGGUGGAAGGAGGAGUGAUGGGAGGACGGUGGUGCUGCUGGGCCCACAGGCACCUCCCCAGCCCAGCCCGAGCAUCACGCCUGCAGGGAGGGGCCUCUGCCCAGCAUCUGGACACCCAGGCUCCCAGGCUAUGGCCUCCCUGCUCACCUGCAGAAGGGCCAGGCAGGCAGGAUGCUCAGGAGUGGACUCCAGGAGGACUGUGGGCCAGUGAGGGGGCUUUUCCUGUAGGCCUCAUGGGCACCCUCCCCACACAGACCGCUCGGUAGGGCCUGGGGCCAGCAUCAGGGCAUGUUCCCCGUAAAGCUGCACUUGCAGCCAAGAGCCUCCAGGGCUAGCCUCCCCUGGGGCCCUCAGGAUGCCCUUCCCCAUUCUGCUGGACACUCAGGUCUUCCCCACGGAGCUCUGUCCUUCCCGCCCUGGCCAGGGUUCCUAAUGCAGCCACAGUCAGGGAGCUGGGGAACUGCCCCUUCCCUGCAUCGCGAGUGCAGCCUCCCGUCACGCUCAUUUGGGCUCCUAUUUCAGUGGACACCCGCAGGUGGCAGCUCGGCCCUGCAGUCCUCCCCACAGCCACCCUCCUGCCCAGCUCGGCUCCCUUCAGGCUCUGAGAGCUUUUCAGGCCUGGUCCCAGGCGCUCUAGCUGCCCUCUCAGCGUGUCUCGAAGCAGUUGCCUUGUGUGCGUAUGCACAGGUGUGCACUCCCAUGUGCGGGCGGCUGAGAACGGGUGGCCCCCGGUGGGCAGGUGUGGACGUGUGCAGAAGGUGUACACUCGCUAGCCGUGGCUCAGCUUAGGUUCUUACGUGGGGUGAAAGCACGUGCCCCGUGCUGGGAGCCUGCCUUACGGUUGGAACACCGUCCUUUCCCACCGACAACCUGCGACCCGCCCCGGACCUGGGCCACGAUGCCACAGCUCAGGCAGCUGUGGGAUCUGAUGGGCACCUGGGCUCCUAGCUGCGCUGCCAAGCCAGGGUGCUGGCCCAUGUGUUGCAUUAAAUGCUUUUUCCACUGGGGACAUUUACACCUUGCGAUGGGUUCCUGGGACCCAGCCCCUGUGCGUUGGAGCAGCUGUGUGAAAGGCAGGGAGCCACACCGUGUGGCCAGGUCAGAGUCGGGGAGCAGAGCAAGGCACACCCCAGGACAUCUGGGUCAAGGGUCACCAGCCUCGGGAGCCAGGAGCAGUGGCACACACCAGUAAUUCCAGUGGCUCAGGAGGCUGAGGCAGGAGGAUGGUGAGUUCAAAGCCAGCCUCAGCAACUUAGUGAAGGCUUCAGCAACUCAGCGAGACCCUGUUACUAAAUAUAUUUCUAAGGGGGAGGGAGGGGCUACUGGGGGUGUGGCUCAGUGGUUAAGCACCCCUGGGUUCAAUCCCCAAUACCAAAAGAAAAAAAGUUGCCAGCAAGCCUGAGAACAGUAAGUUCUGAAGUCGCCCGGACAGCGGUUCCACAAGAGGGCGGCCCUGUGUCCCACGUCCAUCUGCUUUGGCUGCUGGAGUGGAGGUGUGGCCAGCUGGCACUUGCUUCCCCACAGUGGAUUGGGUGGCCCCUUCUUCCACCCUCACAUGAGGAUCUCUACCCGCAGCCUCCCCACAGCCACGUCCUUGGGCUAGGGACGUGCUCAGGCCACCAGAACAGCGACUCCCAGGUGUGGGCCACUGUCCCGCACACAUGGACUCCCGGCGUCUUCACAGCCAGGUGUUCUCCACUGUGAGUUCAGCUGCUGGCGGGGAGGGGACCUGUCCACGGAGGGCUCUCUGGAGGUGGGGCCCGGAGGUGUGUGACUGCUGAGCUACCAGCCCUUUCUACUUUAUUUCAGGAUGGGGUUUUGCUAAGUUGCUUAGGGCCUCCUUAAGUUGAUGAGGCUGGCCUCAAACUCUUGAACAUCCUGCCUCAGCCCCUCAGCCACCACACCUGGCUUCUCUCCUUUUCUGAUCCUCGUUGAGGCUGCUCCUGAGGUCUUGCAGCCUCUCUUCUGAGUGACUAGGCCCACCAGAGUUAUGGUCAGACUUUUCUAACUGGUAAUUUUGUACUUUAAUCCAAAAAGCUGUUCCCAGGCAAAGCCAGUCCUGCAACUCACAAUUUGGGAGAAGACUGGCCACCCCAGACUCGGGCCCUUCCAUGUGGAUCGCUCAGACUGCAGAGCAACCACUGCUGGGAGGAGUGGAAGGGCCCAGAGGUGACCCACAGCUCAGGAGCAGGAGGGACCUAGAGAUGGCAGCUGGGGCCCCAGGAGCCGCACAGCAUGAGAGGCUAGGGCCCAGACGUGGUGACACCCUAGGCAGCCUCCACACAAGUCACACGGGCUGGGGUGUCUGGCAGGUUACAGGAAGUGGCCAUGCCUUGUCAGUGCCUCCCCUCCUGUCCAGCCUGGAGUGGUAAGCCCCGAGACCCUGAGGCCCCUCGCACCUUGCCAGCUCUUGCCAGGGGGGCCCAGGAGAGGAGCGGCCAGGCCAGACCUCCCUCUCCAGAGCAGCCCACGGCCCAGAAGCCCCUGCGAGGCCCCAGCUCCCGUGCCCUCCAAAGGAAGCUGUGUCCCCCCGGGUAGCUGCUGCACCUGCCUUCCAGAGAGAAGGAGACCACCAGGGUGUGCAGCUUAGUCCACCUCUGAAAGAGGAAGUGGGUGAAACACUGGCUCUCUUUGGUGUCUUGUAUUUCACAAACUGCCUACAGUGGACAUGUAGUAGAUAUAUAGAAAAAGUAGAAAAGAAGUGGAACAUUAUUGACUAACAUUAAAAAUUGUUGGGCUGGGGACGUAGCUCAGUA